Messenger RNA from Colletotrichum phormii, 655 nucleotides. Its product is annotated as histone H3-like centromeric protein cse-4. Gene Ontology annotation, cellular component: nucleosome. NCBI's taxonomy places the organism in Eukaryota, Fungi, Ascomycota, Sordariomycetes, Glomerellales, Glomerellaceae. The transcript has 3 exons. Gene Ontology annotation, molecular function: structural constituent of chromatin; protein heterodimerization activity; DNA binding. The record is from RefSeq and is a predicted model, not a curated record. Bases 117 to 521 code for a protein of 134 amino acids.
UCUUUGCCAUCGCACUUCCCCGGCUCUCCUUUCGCCGCGCAACUUGCCUCCGGUCCAUAUAGGAUCUCCCGAGCGGAUCUCUGCACACCACACCUCGGAAAACUCCAGCUAUCACAAUGCCCCCGAAAAAGAGACAGUCAGACGCUGUGCGUCGCAAAUCGCGACAGAGCGAUAUUCAACCUGGCGAUCCGAUCCCUAAUCGAGGAAAGCGACGCUACAGACCAGGAACGGUCGCUCUCAGGGAGAUCCGGAAAUACCAAAAUGGCACCGACCUUCUGCUGCGGCGUCUUCCCUUCUCACGCCUUGUUCGCGAGAUUGCUGAGUCGGUGAGGCCUCGAGGCGAAGCUAUGCGGUGGCAGUCACAAGCAAUACAAGCACUGCAAGAAGCUGCCGAGGCUUUCUUGGUUCACCUCUUCGAAGAUACCAAUCUCUGUGCGAUCCACGCUAAGAGAGUCACCAUCAUGCAAAAGGAUAUUCAGCUUGCAAGGCGGAUACGCGGCGUGUGGGGCGGCCUUGGCUGAGCUUCUCAUGGUCGACGAGGACUACCGAUCUAUGGGGCUCGCUACGGGCAAAGGGGACCGAGCCGCCGUUGUGACUACCCUUGCUCGCGGCUAUUCGCUCCCCUGCGCUGGGUCCUUUCCACGAAAUGUAUAAU